CAAAUUGAAUUAGGGUUUAAGGAACCAAAACCGCGCUCUAGUAGCGUGUUCAUCCCCUGUUCAUCUCCGGUUUCUAAGUAGUUGUAUGAUCGAUUAAUAGCUAGAACAGAUAUGGAUAAAUCCAUUCUGGUACUUGACAAAGGUACAAGAUGCACAGCUUGGAAUUACAGCGGCGAGAGAUUGGUUGCAGGACUCAUUGAUGGUUCGUUGGCAAUUUAUGAUUCAACUGAUCCAGCCUCUUCAGACUUUACUCGUAUCCACAGAUUUAAGGCACAUGAUGGCAGCAUUGUGAAAGUGGUCUGGGCUCCGCCAGAAUACGGUGAUUCAGUUGCUUGCAUUAGUGAAGAUGGGAAUUUGUCCUUGUGGGAGGAGGUCGUGGAUGAUACCGAAGGGCCUCACUGGAAGAUGUGCAAAUGCUUUGAUAGGAACACAAGUCAAGUACUAGAUGUUCAAUUUGGAUAUGGUCAAACAAGUCUGAAAUUGGUUGCUGCGUAUUCUGACGGACAAGUUAAAAUACAUGAGCUCCUAGAUACGCUUGAACUGGAGAAGUGGCAGCUUCAGGCUGAGUUUCAAAAUGUGAUUGAUUUGGUGUCCAAGUUUGGGAACGUCUCCUGUUUAUCUGCAUCCAUUUCAUGGAAUCCAGAACGAAUUGAAGUCCAACAAUCAAGUUUUGUUUUAGGCUUUAAUUCAAACACUCCAUCAUUAAAUUCUGCAAAGGUCUGGGAGUUUGAUCUGGAUCAUCAAAGAUGGCUUCCAGUUGCAGAGCUUUCUUUACCCGAGGACAAGGGUGAUCAGGUUUCUUCAGUUGCCUGGGCCCCAAAUAUUGGAAGGCCUUAUGAACUGAUAGCUGUUGCGACUCAGAAAGGAAUAUCGAUCUGGCAACUCGGGUCAAACCCUGAUCAUGAUGGGAGACUUUCAGUGCAUAGGGUUGCAUUGCUCUCUGGCCAUGAGAAUGAGGUGUGGGAGAUGGAAUGGGAUAUGAGUGGAAUGACACUUGCUACAACGGGAAGUGAUGGCGUGGUGAGGCUGUGGCAGUCGAACUUAAAUGGAGCAUGGCACGAGCAAGCUGUUCUGGCACCACCUAGUUAGUUUUGCCCUCACUCACCAUGCCUAUCUUCAGUACCUAUUCUGCCAUUGUUGAGAUCUGGGAAUGGAUGCGUGCGUGCUUAUAAUUGUAAUUCUGGUGACAUUAUUCUGUAUAUUUUAACAGUUUUUUCAGGCUGAGUUUGAACUUUGAAUACCAUAUGUUGUUAGCAUUUCA
Messenger RNA from Salvia hispanica, 1261 nucleotides. RefSeq names its product Transducin/WD40 repeat-like superfamily protein (gene SEH1H). The record is from RefSeq and is a predicted model, not a curated record. Gene Ontology annotation, cellular component: Seh1-associated complex; nuclear pore outer ring. Gene Ontology annotation, molecular function: protein binding; structural molecule activity. Lineage: Eukaryota; Viridiplantae; Streptophyta; Magnoliopsida; Lamiales; Lamiaceae. Gene Ontology annotation, biological process: cellular response to amino acid starvation; positive regulation of TORC1 signaling.